This is a messenger RNA of Eimeria necatrix, 459 nucleotides long. RefSeq lists its product as hypothetical. The coding region runs from base 1 to 459 and encodes 152 amino acids. The transcript is spliced from 2 exons. The record is from RefSeq and is a predicted model, not a curated record. NCBI's taxonomy places the organism in Eukaryota, Apicomplexa, Conoidasida, Eucoccidiorida, Eimeriidae.
AUGGCGCAUGCACUCUUUCGGGGCGAGCAGCAGCAGCAGCAGCAGCAGCAGCAGCAGCAGACGGUGCAGCAAGAGAAGCCCUUGCUGCAGCUGGUUGCUGCUACCCUUUGUGGGGAGGCAACAGCAGCAGCAGCAAAUCCUGAAACUUUUGCUGCUGCUGUCUACGGUGCGCGGAGCCACUUUGGGCGCAGCAGCAAGGCAGCAGCAGCCCCGCAGGCGGUUAAGCUGCAGCAGCAGCGGAUCCCCCUGCUGCAGCAGCAGCAACAGCAGCAGCAAAGACAGCAGCAGCAGCAGCGCGACCUCUUGCUGCCGUGGAAUGGUACACUAGGGGCUGCUGCGCUGCUCGAGGCUCCCACAGCAGCAGCAGCAGCAGCAGCAGCAGCAGCAGCAGCAGCAGCUGUCUUCGCAGCUAGCUGCCCUUCUGAUUGGCUGUUUCUGCACAUGUGGCUGGGCAGCUAG